UAACAGCUGUCAUUAACAUUAGCGCCGCUAACUUCUUCCGGUUGACACUUCCGGUGUAGAGCGAGUCCAUGCUUGCUCUGCUUCAGAGUACAUAUACAAUUGUUCUAAAUCAAUUGGAUCAAGUCUCAUUUUAAACAGCCACCUCCAGUCAGUCAGUGGGAUGUCCAGUUCGGACGUGCUAGCCAGUCCCAGUGGUGUGGACGUGUCCUCCUCUCCCAAAUCACCACUGGCUAAAACCCAGCAACCUGACAAGGACUCCAAACCAGUAACCAAACAGAACCCUGGUCCUGCCUCCCCUCCCCUCCAUGGUCUGAAGCUGGCUCCCCACAGGGAGCUGGAGCAGGCACAGCAGAGGGGCAGGCUGAAGUGUUCUAGCUGCGGAGGCUCCCGGAUGUUCUUCUGCUACACCUGCUGCUCUUUAGUGGGCGUCAGCCAGCAGGAAAUCCCCUCUGUCAAGCUCCCUAUAAAGAUUGACAUCAUCAAGCAUCCCAGUGAGGUUGAUGGGAAGAGCACAGCCAUACACGCCAAGAUCCUCGCCCCCGAUGAUGUCACCAUCUACACCUACCCCUGCAUACCUGAGUAUGAAGAUGACACAGACAAAGUAGUGCUGGUGUUCCCUGGUCCUGGAUCAGUCUCAGUGGAGGAGAUGACAUGGAGAUUACAGAACCUGGCUGUCAUGAAGUCAGCUGCCUCCCCAGAUGAGGAACCGUCCCCAAAGAGGCCCAGAGCCGAGGAGACGCCAGGGGCCACACAGCAGGCUGAGGGACACACAUCAGGAGCCACACACACAGAAGAGAGGGGAGGGGAAGCAAGGAUAGAGGGCCAGACUGAGACACCAGGGGCCUGUCCCCUCCAGAGAGUGGUGUUCAUCGACAGCACAUGGAACCAGACCACCAGAAUCAUCACAGAUGAGAGACUACAGGCGUUGCUCCGUGUGGAGCUGAAGACCAGGAAGACGUGUUUUUGGCGCCAUCAGAAAGGUUCUCCAGACACCUACCUGGCAACCAUAGAGGCUGUCUACUACUUCCUCAAGGACUACCAGGAGCUGUGUCUGAGACAGGAGUACACAGGACAGUACGACAACCUGAUGUACUUCUACUGUUACCUACACACACUGAUCAACAAGGCUAAGACAACCGCUGGGAGACGCUGAGGCUGCAGGGAGGAGAGAGAGGCCAAAACUACCGCUGAGAGACGCAGAGACUGCAGAUAGGAGAGAGAGGCCAAAACUACCUCUGAGAGACGCAGAGACUGCAGAUAGGAGAGAGAGGCCAAAACUACCGCUGAGAGACACAGAGACUGCAGAUAGGAGAGAGAGGCCAAAACUACCGCUGGGAGACGCAGAGACUGCAGAUAGGAGAGAGAGGCAAAAACUACCGCUGAGAGACAGAGACUGCAGAUAGGAGAGGGAGGCCAAAACUACCGCUGGGAGACACAGAGACUGCAGAUAGGAGAGAGAGGCCAAAACUACCGCUGAGAGACACAGAGACUGCAGAUAGGAGAGAGAGGCCAAAACUACCGCUGAGAGACACAGAGACUGCAGAUAGGAGAGAGAGGCCAAAACUACCGCUGGGAGACUACAGAUAGGAGAGAGAGGCCAAAACUACCGCUGGGAGACGCAGAGACUGCAGAUAGGAGAGAGAGGCCAAAACUACCGCUGGGAGACACAGAGACUGCAGAUAGGAGAGAGAGGCCAAAACUACCACAGGGAGACGCAGAGACUGCAGAUAGGAGAGAGAGGCCAAAACUACCGCUGAGAGACACAGAGACUGCAGAUAGGAGAGAGAGGCCAAAACUACCGCUGAGAGACACAGAGACUGCAGAUAGGAGAGAGGCCAAAACUACCGCUGGGAGACACAGAGACUGCAGAUAGGAGAGAGAGGCCAAAACUACCGCUGAGAGACACAGAGACUGCAGAUAGGAGAGAGAGGCCAAAACUACCGCUGAGAGACACAGAGACUGCAGAUAGGAGAGAGAGGCCAAAACUACCGCUGGGAGACACAGAGACUGCAGAUAGGAGAGAGAGGCCAAAACUACCGCUGAGAGACACAGAGACUGCAGAUAGGAGAGAGAGGCCAAAACUACCGCUGGGAGACACAGAGACUGCAGAUAGGAGAGAGAGGCCAAAACUACCGCUGGGAGACGCUGAGGCUGCAGGGAGGAGAGAGGCCAAAACUACCGCUGGGAGACGCUGAGGCUGCAGGGAGGAGAGAGAGGCCAAAACUACCGCUGAGAGACGCAGAGACUGCAGAUAGGAGAGAGAGGCCAAAACUACCGCUGAGAGACACAGAGCCUGCAGAUAGGAGAGAGAGGCCAAAACUACCGCUGGGAGACACAGAGGCUGCAGGGAGGAGAGAGGCCAAAACUACCGCUGGGAGACACAGAGACUGCAGAUAGGAGAGAGAGGCCAAAACUACCGCUGAGAGACACAGAGACUGCAGAUAGGAGAGAGAGGCCAAAACUACCGCUGGGAGACACAGAGACUGCAGGGAGGAGAGAGAGGCCAAAACUACCGCUGAGAGACACAGAGACUGCAGAUAGGAGAGAGAGGCCAAAACUACCGCUGGGAGACACAGAGACUGCAGAUAGGAGAGAGAGGCCAAAACUACCGCUGAGAGACACAGAGACUGCAGAUAGGAGAGAGAGGCCAAAACUACCGCUGGGAGACACAGAGACUGCAGAUAGGAGAGAGCGGCCAAAACUACCACAGGGAGACGCAGAGACUGCAGAUAGCAGAGAGAGGCCAAAACUACCUCUGGGAGACACAGACUGCAGAUAGGAGAGAGGAUCUACCUACACACACAAUCACCACCAAGGCCUCCAAAAAUAGCUGACAAACUGUCUUACUAACCAGUUUUCCAUUCAGCCUUUUUAUGCGAGUAAAGUACGUCACUCACCUGCCAGUCAGGUGGCUUUGUCAUCUUAGUUUUGCUCUUGCACUUUGAGAUUUUUUUGUUUUGGAAUUCAUCAAAAGAUUUGUCGCGCUCCCCAUAGAGAUAUAAUAUAAAUGUUGUAACUUUCCAAAUGUUAACAAAACAAAAUACGCUAUACAAGGCAGUGGCGACCCAUCAUUCAGAGCAAGUGGCUUGUCUGUCUCCCCCUUAUGCCGUAGCUUGUACAUCUCCAUUGUCAGUAGAAACCACAUUUAAGCAAGUCAGCCAUAUCAGCCAUGGUUUUUUUAAAGGCAGUAAAUGAGGCUGAAAGAAGUGUUUCGCUGCCAGACCAGGCUCAGCUGUUGGGGACUGCUGUCUGGGACUGCUGUUGGGACAGCUUUAUGUCGGCCCUAACAGGUUGUGGGCACCAUUUGUCACCGUUCUAGUGCUAUUAAUGUAUUGUUUCGUGACUUUGCUGGCAAGCAUCCCACUUUCUUUCUUUUAUGACAUUGUUUUGCCCCACCAAGAUUUACACGCUAAAAUCACCACUGAGACAAGGUAGGAUCAUUUUGUGUCUAAAACUAAUAUUGAGGUAAACAUGUAUUGAAGUCAAUUUAAGUAACACAAUGACAUUUUGUGUGGUUCUCCCACUAUGAUUUAGGCUACAGAUGAAAUAUGUUAACUUUACAGGGUGGUGAAGGUACAAGGUGAUGGGCUUGAUGUGCCUUUCCAAUAAAUAUCCAGGGUCUUAUUCUGGUGACAUGAUGAUCCAUGCUUUGUUGCCGUUUUGACAAAUAAAGAACCAUAAUGUCAUGUAGACUAUA
Messenger RNA from Oncorhynchus keta (chum salmon), 3697 nucleotides. RefSeq names its product DTW domain containing 1 (gene dtwd1). Lineage: Eukaryota; Metazoa; Chordata; Actinopteri; Salmoniformes; Salmonidae. The coding region runs from base 161 to 1153 and encodes 330 amino acids. Gene Ontology annotation, cellular component: nucleus. Gene Ontology annotation, molecular function: tRNA-uridine aminocarboxypropyltransferase activity. Gene Ontology annotation, biological process: tRNA modification. The transcript has 5 exons. The record is from RefSeq and is a predicted model, not a curated record.